UGUACAGCCAUCAGAACACUACAUUAACUUAUUUCUUUUUCGCGAUCUGCGAAUACAAGGUUGAAUUAGAAAUCUCACGUGCUCAAUAAACUUUACAUGGACGCUGUUCCUCCAUCGUGCAGUCGUGCACUUGCCCCGCGUGAUUCACUCACCGCUCAUUUCCUGGAUUCGUGAUUUCACAGUGUAUCAACUUGCAAACCUCGAUGUCUCCUCCACAGCACGCUGUCAUGUGUGUAUGAUGUGUCGGCAGAAAGCAGCACAGAGUUUCCUGACAGGCUGUCUUUAAUGGAGGUACGCCUCCAAGCACAGGAAGAUGAAAUAAUGCUACUGAAGUCCUCAUUGGCUGAUGCCUUACGCAAGCUUCGCCUUCAUGACCAACAGAUACCCCUGCUUAAACAGCAGCUGAUUGCUGUGAACCCUACUGCCGCUCGAGUGUUAAAUCAGCCCUAUUAUGUGGAUGGAUUCUCUAAACCUUGCAGACUGUCUACAAGCUCUCUUGAUGGACUUCACCACCCACCCAACAGCCAUAUCUCAAACACAGCUGAAAAUGGGGAGGGCGGGGCUAACACCAUUUCCAGCCACAAUCUGAGCACUAGUGACAGGUGUACACAGACCGAUCUAUGGAUCCCAAAUCACAAGACUGUCCCGCUGGCCCUGACGCAGGGCAUCCAGAGUCUCUCUCUGGAGGAUGCUUUACCUGAAGGCGCCCCCUUCACAGAAAACACCUUGACCAAGCUCCGUGGAGAGGACGAAGUCAUUGAUGAAGAUGAGAGAGACAAGGACCACACCUGGAGCUCUGAAGUAGAAGACAGCAUCCAGCCCACCACGAUCAGGACCCUCCAGCAGCAACAGAGCAAAGGCAGCGAGGACAGCCAGGGUUCAUGCCCUCAAACCCCAACGUCCUCCUCUCCGGCACCCCCGAAAGAGCCAACCUCUAGCCCACAUGGAGGACCCCUCUUGCGCAUGCAGGAGGGAGAGAAAGCAAUGGUCAGGAGGAACAGUGAGAAACUAAGUAAAGACCCCCAAGACAAGAACAAACAGCGGCUUUCUAAGAAAGCAGCCUCCUCUACAAACUUACUUGCUCGAUCUCCAAGUCUUGAGAGCCGAGCAAAAGAUCUUAUAUCCAGUACAGGAUCUCAGGGGGCCAGGAGAGGAACCCAAAGUCAAUCAAUCAAGAUGUUUAUACGCGGGCGACCAAUCACCAUGUACAUUCCAUCAAACAUUCUUAACUACGAGGAGCUGAAAAUGGAUCUUCCCUCACAGAGACUGGAUCUGGACUGGGUCUAUGGUUACCGGGGGCGAGACUGUCGUGCUAAUCUUUAUCUGUUGCCGUCUGGGGAAGCUGUGUAUUUUAUUGCAUGUGUGGUGGUUCUGUAUCACAUAGGCAAACGAACGCAACGACAUUAUCGCAAACACACAGACUGCGUACGAUGUCUUGCCAUUCAUCCAGACAAGGUGCGUGUAGCAUCGGGACAGACGGCUGGGGUAGACAAAGAUGGCAAGCCUCUUCAGCCAUUUGUGCACAUCUGGGACUCCAAAACGCUAGUGACACUGCAGCAGAUUGGCCUUGGCACAUUCGAGCGAGGUGUUGGAGCCGUAGCAUUUUCCAAUUCAGAUGCAGGUACAUUUCUGUGUGUGAUCGAUGACUCCAAUGAACACAUGCUUUCUGUGUGGGACUGGAAUAAGAACACAAAGCAUUAUGAGGUCAAGAGCACUAAUGAGGGAGUCUUGGCUGUGGAGUUCAACCCUACAGACACCAACAUCAUCAUCACCUGUGGCAAGUCCCAUGUGUACUUCUGGACCAUGAGUGCUGGGACUCUGACCAAGAAACAGGGCAUCUUUGGAAAAUACAAAAAGCCCAAGUUCGUUCUGUGCUUCGUGUUCAGUCUCACGGGCGAUGUGUUGACGGGAGACUCGGAGGGCAACAUUCUCACAUGGGGAAAAUCAGCUGCUGACAUCAAAACAUUAGGAAAAGGAGCAAAGGAAACAUUUCAGAUCAUGAAGCAGACGCGCGCUCACGAGGGCAGUGUUUUUACAAUGUGUGUCCUGCAGGGCGGCGCUAUACUCAGCGGUGGUGGCAAGGACCGCAAGAUCAUCCGCUGGAGCGCAGAUCUGGCACCUGAAAGAGAGUGUGAGAUUCCAGAGAAAUUUGGGGCAGUUCGCACUAUUGCUGAUGUAGAUGGUGAGGAAUUUCUUGUUGGUACAACACGAAACGCAAUCCUGAGAGGAACAUUUUCAGACGGAUUUGUAGCUAUUGUACAGGGACAUGUGGAUGAAAUGUGGGGUCUGGCCACUCACCCAUCUCAGAACAUCUUUCUCACCUGUGGAAACGAUCGUCAAGUAUAUGUGUGGAAUGCAGAGGACCACAAACUGGACUGGUGCACUACACUAGAGGAGUCUGGUCUGUGCGCUGAUUUCUGUCCCAAUGGUGCUGUUGUCUCUGUUGGAUUAAGUACUGGAAGAUGGGUUGUACUGGAUCUGCAAACCAAAGAAGUGGUAUCAGACUUGACUGAUGGCAAUGAGCAGUUAUCCGUAAUGAGAUACUCACCAGAUGGCUGCUUUUUGGCAGUUGGUUCCCAUGACAACCUCAUCUACAUUUACAACGUCACAGAGGGAGGCCGGCGCUACACACGAUUUGGAAAGUGCACAGGACACUCCAGUUUCAUUACUCACCUUGAUUGGUCCAAAGAUGGAAAAUACAUCAUGUCCAACUCUGGCGAUUAUGAAAUUCUUUACUGGGAUGUCGCAGGUGGCUGCAAGCUUUUGAGGAACCGGUUUGAGAGUAAAGAUCGAGAGUGGGCAUCCUAUACCUGUGUGCUCGGCUUCCAUGUCAUGGGUGUGUGGCUUGAAGGGUCAGAUGGGACAGACAUCAAUGCCUUGUGUCGCUCUCACAGUGAGAGCAUAGUGGCAGUGGCUGAUGACUUCUGUAAAGUUCAUCUGUUCCAGUAUCCCUGUCCCAAACCAAAGGCACCAAGUUAUAAGUAUGAGGGCCAUGGCAGUCAUGUGACCAAUGUACGCUUUACGCUUAAUGACAGUCAUCUUGUGUCAUUGGGUGGGAAAGACACCUGCAUCCUCCAGUGGCGAGUUAAAAGGGGGGGGACUGGAGACAAUAAGGAACAUGUGCCCUCUUCCUCUCCGGUCUGCUCUUCCUCUGUCUCUUCACAAAAUGGAACAUAGACACAACGUGAAUCAAGAACCAUAAAGAGAGAGAACGAGAAAUGCAUAAAGAUAUUCUAAGAGAUGAAACUAGGAUGAAACAUCUUAAUGCUCAGUCUGUUGUGACAUAAAGCAUUUGGAAGGUUCUGCCAGCUUUUGUGAAAUAUGUCACAGCGUUCUUUUACCAUUGAGAAGUAAGAACUAAUGCAGAGCUAUUCACUACCUACAUUUCGGUGUAAACUUAUGUUACAAUUUACCACAUGUUGCUGUGUUGUGACUUUACAAACAACUACAACAAAAAUAUGUUUUGUGUGUCAGAUAUUUGGGUGAAUCUUACAUGUCAUUGUUCACCCCAAAACAAAUAUAUCAAAUAAGAAAUUAUAUUUUUCAAUACAGCCGCAAGCAGUGAUUAUUGGGGUCCAAGCAUGAGUGGAGAACAUGUACUCCAAAAUAACCAAAUUUGAGAGAAAAAAAUCCUGUGGAUACAGUUGUUUUGGUGAAGACUUUCUUCUUAUGAAGUCGAUAUUUUGGGUCUAUUAGUAUUUUUUUAUUAUUAUUAUUUUAAUUACAUUUAAGCACAUUUUCCCUUCAAAUUCCUGUACUGUGGGGAAAAAAAUUAAGUACUGCAAUACAGUAAUGAAAAUCAUCCUGUUCAGUCAAUAGUUUUUUUUUUUGUUGUUUUUUUUAUUGAAAUCAGCUUCAAUUAAAUUCAUUAAAACAAAUACUGCCAUGCAUGCUUACAAUAUCACUUUUAAAAUGUACUUUACAAUUUAGGUAGUACAUUUUUUCGCAUUACGGUAGGCUGCUGAGAAUUGAGUUGAUGUGGUGGUCAUUAAUUGUCAUGAAAAUAAUGUCACAUUGCAAGAAUUCUUAAUGGUCCUAAACGAGGCUUCAUUUUCUUUAUGCAAAAUAUAAUUUCUUAUUUCUUUGAAUUUUAAAGGGGAAAUAUGAACCAGACAUUUCCUGAAAGAUUCACCCAUUUCUUUUAACAAAUUGCCGGUUACUUUAAAAUAUUUGUACAUUUUGUCUCAGAGGUUAGAUUAUGUUGUUCUGUAAUUUCAAAGCAUCAUGAGAAUGUUUUGAGAUAAUACAUUUAUCAAGCUUUUCUAAAUGCACUGAGGUUACGUCAUUGAGAUUGGGCUUUUUACUGCAGAUUUUAAACCCUUCCUCGUGUUUACUUUUCAUCUACUAUGUUCUUUCUGGCCAUUAAAUACUACAUGCAUAAAUAUGUCAUUAAUGAUAUUAUAAAGUAUAAGUCAUUUGUCUCUGUGAAGCAUGCUGUUAUGCUCAGUAGGAAAAUCAGUGCUUUAAUUUCUGUUAGGAAUGUGACUAAUGUCCUUUUUUAUGGAUCAAAUCAACACUUCACAGUUUAAACAAUGUGAAAUUGUGUGUUAUUGUUUCAUCAAUAAAUAUGUCUUGAAGUAAGCAUGUUUUUGUCU
Molecule: messenger RNA, 4595 nt
Organism: Myxocyprinus asiaticus (Chinese sucker)
Lineage: Eukaryota; Metazoa; Chordata; Actinopteri; Cypriniformes; Catostomidae
Product: echinoderm microtubule-associated protein-like 3
Exons: 24
Coding region: 286-3177 (963 amino acids)
Biological process (GO): microtubule cytoskeleton organization
Cellular component (GO): mitotic spindle
Molecular function (GO): microtubule binding
Source: RefSeq, a predicted model, not a curated record